AUGGCCCGGCCCGUGCAACUGGCGCCGGGUUCCUUGGCGCUGGUGCUGUGCAGGCUGGAGGCGCAGGAGGAGGCGGAGGGUGCGGAGGAGCCUGGCGGGCGCGCUGUGUUCCGCGCCUUCCGAAGAGCCAACGCGCGCUGCUUCUGGAACUCGCGGCUGGCGCGCGCCGCCUCGCGGCUGGCCUUCCAGGGCUGGCUGCGGCGCGGGGUGCUGCUGGUGCACGCGCCUCCCGCCAGCCUGCAGGUGCUGCGCGACGCCUGGUGUCGCCGGGCCCUGCGCCCGCCGCGGGGCUUUCGCAUCCUGGCGGUGGGUGAUGUCUUUCCAGUGCAAAUGAAUCCAAUAGCUCAAUCUCAGUUUAUACCUCUGGCUGAAGUUCUCUGCUGUGCUAUAUCUGAUAUGAAUGCUGAUCAGAUUGUAGUAACACAAGAAUCACUGUUGGAACAUUUGAUGAAACGUUACCCAGGCAUUGCAAUUCCAUCUCGAGAUAUUCUUUAUACCACCCUGGGAACUCUCAUUAAAGAAAGGAAGAUUUAUCAUACUGGAGAAGGAUACUUCAUCGUUACUCCUCAGACUUACUUCAUCACAAAUACAACCCCCCAAGAAAAUAAGAGAGUUCUGUCAGAUGAAAAUUCCCAGAUGCCAACUUCCAUUACGUAUCUGGUGAACGUGGAGAGCUGUGCAGAGUUAGCCAAAGAAAAUGCAGCCCUCAUUUCGCAUUGUCAUUCUUGCCGGUGUUUCCGUGAUGUGUGCACUCAGGAUGUACAGGAACCACCAGCUGCUGUAGAAGUGACUAGCAAAGGGCAGAAAGGUCUUGUGGAAUCCAAAUCUUUGGUACACAAUCAAGCAGUUUCAGUGUCUGAGGAGAAUCAUGUCUGUGAGAGUAUCAAACCUUUACCACACACAAAAGAUAGAGAAAAAGUCAAGAAGUUUGGCUUUAACCUCUUCUGGCGCAAUAUAUCCAGAAAGGAGAAGUCCAGAAUAAAGCUCAGCAGUUUCUCUGCCCAGUUCCCACCAGAAGAAUGGCCCGUCCGAGAUGAAGACAACAUGGACAAUAUCCCUCGAGACAUUGAACAUGAGAUAAUCAAACGAAUUAAUCCCAUUCUGACUGUUGACAACUUAAUCAAACAUACUGUCCUGAUGCAAAAGUAUGAAGAACAAAAAAAAUAUAAUAGCCAGGGUACAUCCACUGAUAUGCUGACACUCAGAUAUAAGUAUUCUUCAAAAGUGGGAGUUAAGAAAAGACAAGGCUGGUCUGUAAAGCCUCGAAGGCAGGGUCAUUUGCAUAGGGACAGACACAAAGCCAGGGGUCAGGGAAGUGGGGCUCAGCCGGGAAAUGUUAGACUGGAGAAACACCCCAAGCUCCCUGCUACACAGCCUACCUCCACAAAUGAAGCAGUACUUCAGAACCCACUUGGUGAGAAUCCAUCAGGACUAGGUCCCCAUUUGAUUUACAAAAAGCAAAUCAGUAAUCCUUUCCAGGGUUUGGCUCCCCGAGGGAGCCCAAUAACCAAAGGGCACAAAAUCCAGAAGACCAGUGAUUUGGAACCCAAUCAGACUGGACCAAAGGGAAAGCCUGUCGAAAGGUCAAGGUCUUUGGUUUCCUCAAGAAUCUUUGAGAGUGAGGCCAAACGGCUAUAUGGUGAACAAUGUAAUGAUAUACUGAGAGAAGAAUCCACUUAUGUGAAUCACUCUACUGUCAAAUCUAUCAGCGAUGAUUUUAGAGACCACCUCUUAAAUUACUCUCAAUGUAAUGGUUUGCAAAAUGGUAGUAAAUGCUGUUCCUUCCGGGAGAGCAUGUUGAGAUGCGACGUGUAUGGUGGAGAAAAUGAGGCAGUCCCUGAAGUCCCAAGGAAGAGUUAUUCUCAUUUUGACAAAUUAGAAGAGACAGAAGAGACACAGCAUGUCCUGCCAUCUGGAGGGUCCUCUGCUUUAGACCAGGCAUCCUCUGCUUGUAGAUUAGUUGACAAUACAAUACACCAGUUCCAAAAUCUCGGUCUUUUGGAUUACCCAACGGGUGCGAAACAUUUGAGACAAACUGAGAGACAAGACCGAGACUCUAAAGAAACUCUGAUGGGAAAGGCACGUGUCCAAGAAGCACAGACUGUGUGUCUAGAAAAUGAAGGGCUUUCUGAUGAUGGCCAGGCCUUGUAUCAGAAUGAAGUGGAAGAUGAAGAUGGGGCCUGCAGUUCACUCUAUCUGGACGAGGAUGACUUUUCUGAGAAUGACGACUUAAUUCAAAUGCUGCCUGACAACAUUCAGUUUUCCUUUCCAGAGGGAAACAAGUGGAAUCAUUUAGGAAAGCAGAAGGUGACAGAAAGGCCUCUGACUGAGUACGACAGCAACAUACAGAGGUUUGAGCCUCAGGUGCUUAAAGGAAAUGAACAAUACAAGCUCACUAACCCUGGUGAAAGCCAAAAUCCCAACCUUUCUGCUGAAAACUGUAUCCUCAAUUUAGGAAUAGAGUGUGGUUUUAACUAUGAGGAGGAACCCAGUGUAGCUGAACAUGUACAGACCUCAGCCCCUGAUGAUGGAAGUGUGUUUGAUUACUGCAGCGCAGAGAGAGCCGCUGCUGAGGCCGAAGCCCUACAAGGCUCUGUUGGUGAUUCAGGAAAGAAACCAGGUAGCCGGAGUCAGAGUGCUCAGAGUCAGGAAAUGAGAAAACAGUUCACACACAAGUUGGAGCUCUUCAACACUUCGCAUAUGCCAGCGUUGGCUCAGGAUGUCCAACCUGAACGCAGUCACUUGGAAGGAGCAGAAACCCAGAGCCUGACAGGGGAUAGUGGGAUAGAUUCUCCACGGACACAGAGUCUGGCAUCUAAUAAUUCAGUCAUUUUGGAUGGACUAAAAAGAAGACAAAAUUUACUGCAUAACUUUGAAGGCACAAAGAGCAGUCAAACACUUACAUCCAGCUCCUUACUACAACUCACUCCAGUGAUAAAUGUUUAA
This is a messenger RNA of Budorcas taxicolor (takin), 2946 nucleotides long. RefSeq names its product storkhead box 1 (gene STOX1). Gene Ontology annotation, molecular function: DNA-binding transcription activator activity, RNA polymerase II-specific; RNA polymerase II transcription regulatory region sequence-specific DNA binding. The coding region runs from base 1 to 2946 and encodes 981 amino acids. The record is from RefSeq and is a predicted model, not a curated record. NCBI's taxonomy places the organism in Eukaryota, Metazoa, Chordata, Mammalia, Artiodactyla, Bovidae. Gene Ontology annotation, cellular component: nucleus; cytoplasm. Gene Ontology annotation, biological process: positive regulation of transcription by RNA polymerase II. The transcript has 4 exons.